Vigna unguiculata (cowpea) is the source of this 1279-nucleotide messenger RNA. Its product is annotated as kihadalactone A synthase LFS-like. NCBI's taxonomy places the organism in Eukaryota, Viridiplantae, Streptophyta, Magnoliopsida, Fabales, Fabaceae. The record is from RefSeq and is a predicted model, not a curated record.
UAGACAAGAAAGAGAAGAAAAAGAUUUGAUUUGGGUUGAUACUGACAUGAUUCAAUGGUUUAGCGUGGAGUAAGCGAAGGUGAAGACAGAUGAUCGAUUUGAGUUGAAGCGAAAAUGGCUGCGACACUGAGUCUUCCGAUCAUAGACCUCUCUUCGCCCCACCGUCUUUCCACGGCGGAUUCCAUCCGUCAGGCAUGUGUGGAGUAUGGUUUCUUUUACCUUGUGAACCAUGGGGUGGACACCCAGUGUUUGAGGAAAGUCUUCAACCAAAGUGCUCACUUCUUCUCACUUCCGCUCCAACAAAAAAUGGACUUGGCACGCAAGGAAUAUAGAGGCUACACUCCUCUCUUUGCCGAGACUCUUCAUCCUACUUCACUAUCCAAAGGUGACCCAAAAGAGAGCUACUACAUUGGUCCUGUAGAAGAUCCCUCUAUUGCUUAUCUGAAUCAAUGGCCUUCUGAAGAAUUGCUGCCAAACUGGAAACCUACAAUGGAAUCUUUAUUUUGGAAACUACUGGCUGCUGGAAAAAACCUGUUGUCUCUGAUUGCCUUGUCCUUGAAUCUGGACGAAGAUUACUUUGAGAAGAUAGGCGCCUUAAACAAACCAGCAGCUUUUCUCCGCCUACUGCAUUAUCCAGGUGAAUUGGUCUCUGGUGAACAGAUAUGUGGUGCCUCUCCUCAUUCAGAUUAUGGCAUGAUCACUCUCCUAAUGACGGAUGGCGUUCCUGGGCUGCAGAUCUGCAAGGAUAAGUUCAGGGAGCCUCAAGUCUGGGAGGAUGUGCCGCAUGUAGAAGGGGCCUUAAUAGUGAACAUUGGAGACUUGAUGGAGAGAUGGACAAAUUGUUUAUACAGGUCAACACUUCACAGGGUUAUGUCAACAGGAAAACAACGUUACUCAGUGGCAUUCUUCUUCGACCCACCCUCAGACUGUAUGGUGGAAUGCUUUGAAAGUUGCUGCAGUGAAUCAUCUCCUCCCAGAUUCCCUCCAAUACGUAGUGGGGACUACUUGAAUGAACGGUUCAGACUCACAUAUGGUUCUGAAAGGGAACUUAAAUGCUCUAUAUCCACUUAAAGAACUAAAGACCGUACUUAUGGGCGGCUAACACGAACCUUGAAAUGUAACUCCUUUUUUGAAGACAAAAUGUGUUUUUAAUUUUUGUACUUUGGUUGUGGUAAAUGUUCUUUGUAUAAUAUGAUUUCUGUAUAAGAAAACUACAAAUAUCGAUGUAGGAAAGAUAAAAUUUGUGAUGCAAUUAAAAUAUCUUCAAUAUUAUAGCAAA